Messenger RNA from Miniopterus natalensis, 1078 nucleotides. It is a transcript of the gene TBATA, whose product is annotated as thymus, brain and testes associated. The record is from RefSeq and is a predicted model, not a curated record. NCBI's taxonomy places the organism in Eukaryota, Metazoa, Chordata, Mammalia, Chiroptera, Miniopteridae.
AUGGCUGCAGAGGUGAAGACCCAAUUGUCUGAACAACCACUGAUGAGUCCAAAGGCUGAGCCGAAGGCUGAGAAGUCAGAGCACAGGCCAGGAAGCCACGAGGUCAACAGGCCACAGAAAGAACUGAUUGUCCCAGGGAUCGUGGAUUUCAAGGUGAUCCGAGAUGAACUGAGGGCCCCCGAGCCCCCAACCCCUGGCACCUACCGCUUCGGCCGCCUUAGCCACCACUCCUUCUUCUCCCGGCAUCACCCCCAUCCCCAGCAAGUGACUCACAUCCAAGAUCUCACCGGGAAAUCCAUCUGUGUCGUCAGGGACAAGUUCUCUCUGACUCCCUUGCCUCAAACUGAACUACUGUCCCACUGUCUGAUGGGGAUGCCCAUCACCUCUGCCCCUGUUGGAGACCCGAAGUCCAAUCGGAACCCUCAGCUUCCUUCUGAGGCCUGGAAGAAGGAGUUGAAGGACCUGGCUGCCCAGGUGGUCGCCUUUACCAGGGAGAAUGAGCUGAAGAACAAAGAGGAGGAGGCACCUCAGCGGGAACAGGGUGCAAAGUACUCGGCAGAGACUGGGAGGCUCAUCCCUGCUUCCUCCAGAGCCCUCAGCCACAGCCACUCCCGCCAAGGCCGAGGGAACUGCCCUUCAGGCAGAAAUGCAGGAGUCCAGACCUGUGUCCUGCAGGAUCAGGAGCUGCUGAUCUUGGAGCUCCUUUGUCAGAUUCUGCAAACAGAUUCCUUGAGUGCUAUCCAGUUCUGGCUAGUCUACGCUCCUCCCAAGGAAAAGGACUUGGCACUGAGGCUCCUGCAGACAGCAGUGGCUCAGCUCCUUCCCAAGGCUUUAGUCUCCAUCCCAACAGAAAAACUCCUGAACCAGCUCCAAAAAGUUCAAGAAUCACCUCAAGAGAGGCAAGAGCCAUCCGGCAGCCUAUCACCAAAGAAACUGAAGACACCACCUCUACCAAAAAGCGAAAAACCGGAGUACAUCGGGAAAGCGCAGGUUCUCCGGGUGCAUUCAAGCCAGAGCUCAGAGGAGACAGCGUCAGAGCCAAAGGCAGAGUGGCGAGGAGCCUGAGCCGCCCUGCUCG